UCUUGUUCUGUCUGCAAUGCAGGUAACUGGAAAACACAGCAAAUCAGCUUAGAGGUUCAGAUAAGAGCUGCGGCUGCAUUCCUCAGGGGGUGAGAGCGCGGUUUGGCCUCAGCCACGGACCACCACUUCACGCGCGCAGCGGUAUUGCUACAAUCAAUCACAAAAGACGGUGGGAGUGGACGCAGCGCGCGGGCUGUCUGUCUGCUCCUGGAGGAGGAGGGAGGCUCGUCGGCUGCCAAACCCGCUCCCAGCGUCCUUCGGCAGCUGAAACAGGAGCGGCAGCGGGAUGUAUUGAUCCGUCUGGGCUGCAGCGCGUCUCCAGAGGCUCGGAUCCUCCAUGCGCCAGCACAGGGAUGGAUCAGGAAUCCGGUGCGGCAGUGGCGGCGGCGGCGGCGGCGUCCGGGGCCAGUUUCAUCUCCCUGAGCGAACACGAGCAGAUGUAUUUCUCAGGUCUCCACGGUCUGUGCCAAGCUGACGCCUCUGGGAAGCUGUCGUCCAGCAAAGUGGCAGAGCUGCUGAAGGCGUCUCAGCUGCCGGCGGAAGCCCUGCAUAAAGUGACAGAGGUGUGCGGAGCCAAACACCUGGGCUACUUUGGUACCGCCCAGUUCUACGUGGCGCUGAAGCUGCUCGCGGCGGCCCAGUCCGGCCUCCCCGUCCGCCUGGAGAGCGUCACGGCGAGUCUACCUCUGCCCAGAUUUGUUGGCUUGAAGGCCGAGUCAGAGAUGCGAUACCCAGCACCUCCUGCAGGAGUAGAACCUCAGUGUGGCUCCACCACUGCGGCUGCGACCUGGAGCCCUGCAGACAGGAGCUCCUUCAGACACCUGGAGGCCAAUCCAGACAGGAAGGAGCCCUGGUCCCCUCCUCGAUCACCGUGCAGCUCCCCGCCUCGCUCCCCCCUCACCUACCGCAGCUACGCGCACGCCAAGCAGAGAAAUGGAGUUGAAGCACAAAUCCCGUAUGAGAGCAAAGCUUCCCCACGAGUGAAGGCUCCGCUGGAGCAGCUCUCCUUUCCCGCUCACUAUGCGGGUAAAGCCAGCGUGGAGCCUCCAGCUGCAGCCCAGACCUGUCCAUCAGAAAGAGACCAGCAGGUCACAGACGAAUGUGACAGCGACCCCUGGAGGAUCACAGAGGAACAGCUGGAGUAUUACACCAAUCAGUUCAAAACUCUGCAGCCUGACCUGGACGCUCUGAUCCUGGGAGGUGUAGCAAAGAACUUUUUUACUAAAUCCAAGCUCCCCAUUCCAGAGCUCUCCCACAUUUGGGAGCUGAGCGACGUGAACAAAGACGGAGCCCUCACCUUCCCAGAGUUCUGCAUCGCUUUUCAUUUGAUCGUAGCUCGUAAAAAUGGAUACCCGCUCCCGGAGAGCCUUCCUCUAACCCUGCAGCCGGGGUUCUUGCUGCACGAGGAGGAGAUCCCAGAUACUCCGGAGAGCGCAGAGCCUUUGAUCGUCUUUGAGGAUGCAGAGAGCAGGCCCAGUCAGAUGGAUCUCAGUGUUAAAGAGAGUCCCCGGAAGAACGGCAGAAAACAAGGCUUGGAGGAAGACUCCGGUGCACAGGGAGGGAGCAGCUCGUCUCAGGGGGAGCAGACGCUACCUUCCUCUCACAGACCAGAAAAGCAUCUAGUUGCUGAGGGGAAGUUCUCGUUUCUCACUUCUGAUAAAGCCGACGCUCCUCCUGUGUCCUUCCGCCCAGAGCCACCUCAGGACCUGGACCUGCACAACAGAACCAGAACCCGACCCAGGUCCCACUCCAGCACCUCUAUUGAAGAGGCCAUGAAGAAGGCCGAGGAGCCGCCCACCCCUCCCCCCCGACCACAGAAAACCCAUUCCAGAGCCUCCUCACUGGACCUCAACAAACUGCUCCAGCAGGGAGCUCCAGGAGUAAAAAGUGGAUGGUUGCUGCCUCCCCCUGCACUUCCCCCAAGACCAUCAGCCUCGCAGGUUUCCCAUUUCACCAACGUUUCUGAGAAGCCGCAGAGCAAAGUGCCGCAGCCGAACUUCGCAGACUUCAGCCACUUCAGAGAGGAGGAGGAGAGCGCUCUGAAACCCGAAGAGCCGGGUCUGCAGUCCGGGUUUGGACUGAGCACAGAGGACUUGACGAGUACAUCCAAACAGGACGUUUCUGGGACGUGUCACAGCCAGGCGCCACAAAAGCCAGUACGAAGGAAACUCCACACAGAGAACCAAAGCUCCGAGAGCCUCCCUCCACCUGCCGUGGCGUUCCCCCUCCAGGACAAACCAGUUCAGAGGGCGCAGACCAAGCAGAAGAGGGAGAUCCAGAUGGCGAUCCGCAAGAACAGGGAGACCAACGCCGUCCUGACUCGCCUGAACAGCGAGCUGCAGCAGCAGCUGAAGGUGGUUCACCAGGAGAGGGUGACCUUGGAGACCCAGCUGGAGCUCCUGCGGCCGAUGGCCUCCACGUGACCGAGCCCCGGGUCUGGUUGGGGUCAAGCUGCAGACUGUUGCAUCUGUUUUAAAGACUAAAGUUUGAAGGCUUGAGUUGGAAGUACUUCACGCGUGUUAAAGGGCUGAGAGCGACCCGACAGGCGGGGAUGUAGCUAAGCGUCUGCUCCAUGUGUCUCUGCUACUGCUAACUCCCUCCAGGAUUAAGACACAUAUUUAUUCAUCAGUGUGUUUUCUAAAAGAUUUUCUAUCAGUUUCUCCAUCAAUUAUGUAAUUUUCACUCACAACACUGUAAGCCUGAUGCAGGUUCAUGCUCCGUGAAAGUCCCACUCCGAUCAUUUUUGAGUUUUGUCAAAGACUUCCCAAUGCUAUUUUAUUUAUGACGAUUAUGUUUUUAGCCAAAAUCAAAAAACUGUGUCGUUUUCUAGGACAUAGUUUGUGCAAAGAGGCAGGAGUUCAUUAAAACUAAUUUGUGGGCAGGUCUGAUGAGUAAGCCUGCACUCAUUUCCCAUCAUCCUCUCCAGUAGCUAACAGCCUUUCACACGCUAAGCUAACAUUACUAGUGGACCAAUACCAGAGUUAUCCAGCCGUACAGUUUUGAUCCAGAUUCCAGCUCAGACGAGGAAAACAAAGACGUUCAUGGAUCUAUUUGUCUGCAGGUGGAUGCAUCAGAAUGGAGCGAGCAGGGAGCUUGUAGCCUGUCGAUUGUAGCAUCUACGUCAGAGCUGCAAGCUUUUUCAAACAGUAUUUUGUUCGUCUGGUCCUGAUUCACAGCGGCUAUUUUGAUCUUAAUUUUCUUUAUAUAUGUCCUUCACCAUAACAAGAACAUGUUAAAAUCUCAUUUUCAUUGGAGUGGGUCUUUAACACAUCCUGCAUUUCAUUUACAUCAAGGUCUAAAGAGUAAGUGAAGGUGCUACUGAUUCCUGUUUGCACUUAAAACCAAGAAACCAAGAUUCUGAGUGUGUGAGGAAAAAAAGCAGUGACGCCUGCACUGAAAAGCUGUUUUCACUUAAACGUUUACACCAAAUUUUAUUAUUUUCCUUUUAUAAGCAAAAAAAAAAAAAGUAUCUGAUUUGAUUCCAGUUUGUUCAUGGUUAUGAUUCAAACUCUUUCUACCAGCAAGAUUGUGGUGAGUAACAGAAAAGCACAGAACAGCAUCAAACAUGCAGGUUUGACCUUUGGUGCCGCCGAGGCUAACCUUUAGACCGCUGUCCUUUGAUGGAAGGAGGCGGCUGGAAUACAUGAAGGCAUGACUGAUACUGCAUGAAUGUUUAAGUGUCGUGAACACCAGGGUGUGAGUUACCCUGAAGUGCUACACGACCGAUUAUCGCAAUGUGAGUAAACCAAUAAAAUGAUCUAUUUUGAA
Oryzias melastigma (Indian medaka) is the source of this 3768-nucleotide messenger RNA. It is a transcript of the gene reps2, whose product is annotated as RALBP1 associated Eps domain containing 2. The coding region runs from base 354 to 2423 and encodes 689 amino acids. The record is from RefSeq and is a predicted model, not a curated record. The transcript is spliced from 20 exons. Gene Ontology annotation, biological process: endosomal transport; endocytosis. Gene Ontology annotation, molecular function: protein binding; calcium ion binding. NCBI's taxonomy places the organism in Eukaryota, Metazoa, Chordata, Actinopteri, Beloniformes, Adrianichthyidae. Gene Ontology annotation, cellular component: plasma membrane; cytoplasm.